CCGGGUAGAGUCCGGCGAGUCACCGCGGCGGCGCCGGGUGGGGUUUAAACCAUGUUAAGGAGGAUUUUGCAGAGGACUCCUGGGAGAGUUGGCUCUCAAGGUUCUGAUUUAGAUUCAUCAGCAACUCCUAUAAACACAGAUGUCAACAAUGAAAGCUCUUCAGAGGGUUUCAUCUGCCCAUUAUGCAUGAAAAGAUAUAUAACUGCUAUUGAUUUGUCGGAGCAUUACCAGAAAGUGCACGCUGAAAAUGAAACAAGAGGACAGGAACUUCUUAAUGACUCCAGUGUUAUUGGUUUCAUAUGUCCCCAGUGUAUGAAAUCUCUGGGAUCUGCUGAUGAGCUUUUCAAACACUACGAGGCAGUUCAUGAUGCUGGUAAUGAUUCAAGUCAUGGUGGAGAAGCUAGUCUUGCUUUGAAGAGAGAUGAUUUAACACUACUCAGACAAGAGGUUCAAGACCUACAGGCUUCCCUUAAGGAAGAGAAAUGGUACUCAGAAGAAUUAAAGAAAGAAUUAGAAAAAUAUCAAGGACUGCAGCAGCAAGAGGCAAAACCUGAUGGAUUGGUGGCUGAUUCAUCAGCAGAACUGCAAUCUUUGGAACAACAAUUAGAAGAAGCCCAAACAGAAAAUUUUAAUAUUAAGCAAAUGAAAGACUUGUUUGAACAGAAAGCAGCCCAACUUGCUACUGAAAUUGCAGAUAUAAAGUCAAAAUAUGAUGAAGAAAGGAGUCUUCGAGAAGCUGCUGAGCAAAAAGUGACACAUUUGACAGAAGAACUAAACAAAGAGGCAACUGUAAUUCAAGAUCUGAAGACUGAACUGCUUCAGAGACCAGGUAUAGAAGAUGUUGCUGUGCUGAAGAAAGAACUGGUUCAAGUUCAAACACUAAUGGAUAACAUGACAUUGGAACGUGAGAAAGAAUCUGAAAAACUCAAAGAUAAAUGCAAAAAGUUGCAAGCAGAGUAUGCUAACUCAGAGGCCACAAUUAGCCAGCUAAAGAGUGAACUUGCCAAAGGCCCCCAAGAAGUUGCUGUAUAUGUACAGGAAUUACAAAAACUUAAAAGUUCAGUUAAUGAAUUAACACAGAACAAUCAGAACUUAACAGAAAAGUUGUUGAAGAAAGAACUAGACUAUACCCAAUUAGAAGAAAAACAUAAUGAAGAAUCUGUGAGUAAAAAGAAUAUUCAAGUAAUCCUUCAUCAGAAGGACCUAGAUUGUCAACAACUUCAGUCAAGAUUAUCUGCAUCUGAAACUUCACUGCAGAGAAUACAAGCAGAACUAAGUGAAAAAGGUGAAGCUACUCAAAAGCUCAAAGAAGAAUUAUCAGAAGUAGAGACCAAGUACCAGCAUCUUAAGGUGGAGUUUAAACAGCUACAACAACAAAGAGAAGAAAAGGAGCAGCAUGGACUACAACUCCAAAGUGAAAUUAAUCAGUUACAUAACAAACUUCUGGAGACAGAGCGCCAACUUGGGGAAGCUCAUGGUAGGCUGAAGGAACAGAGACAGCUUUCAAGUGAAAAGUUGAUGGAUAAAGAACAACAAGUGGCUGAUCUGCAACUCAAACUUUCGCGUUUAGAGGAACAGUUGAAGGAAAAAGUAACAAAUUCCACAGAAUUGCAACAUCAAUUAGAUAAAACAAAGCAACAGCAUCAAGAGCAACAAGCUCUUCAACAAAGCACCACAGCAAAACUUCGAGAAGCUCAGAAUGAUUUGGAACAAGUACUACGACAAAUUGGUGAUAAGGACCAAAAAAUCCAGAACCUUGAAGCCUUAUUACAGAAGAGUAAAGAAAAUAUUUCUUUACUAGAAAAGGAAAGAGAAGAUCUUUAUGCAAAAAUUCAGGCUGGUGAAGGAGAGACUGCUGUUCUUAACCAAUUACAAGAGAAAAACCAUACAUUACAGGAACAAGUAACUCAACUAACAGAGAAGCUGAAGAAUCAGUCGGAAAGUCAUAAACAAGCCCAAGAGAAUUUGCAUGACCAGGUACAAGAACAAAAGGUGCACCUUAGAGCUGCACAAGACCGUGUCCUUUCCCUAGAAACCAGUGUCAAUGAAUUGAACAGUCAAUUAAAUGAAAGCAAGGAGAAGGUCUCACAGCUUGACAUACAGAUUAAAGCCAAAACUGAAUUAUUGCUAUCAGCAGAAGCAGCAAAAACUGCUCAAAGAGCUGAUCUUCAGAAUCAUUUGGACACAGCUCAAAAUGCAUUACAAGAUAAACAGCAGGAGUUAAAUAAGAUCACUACUCAGUUGGAUCAGGUCACUGCAAAGUUACAAGAUAGACAAGACCAUUGCAGUCAGCUGGAAAGUCAUCUUAAAGAAUAUAAAGAGAAACACCUCUCUUUAGAACAGAAAAUUGAAGAGCUGGAAGGGCAAAUUAAGAAACUAGAAUAUGACAAUUUUGAAGUGAAAGCAAGCAAGGAUCAAGGUUUGCAGGAUCUACAACAGCAAAGACAACUGAAUGCGGAUUUAGAGCUUAGGGCCGCAGAGCUAACUAAACAACUUGAAAUGGAGAAAGAAAUAGUAUCCAGUACAAAAUUGGAUCUACAGAAAAAAUCUGAAGCCCUUGAAAAUAGUAAGCAAAUGCUUUCUAAGCAGGAGGAAGAAAAAACAAGCCUGAAACAAGAAAUUGAAAAUUUAAGGAUGCAGCACAAGGAAUUAAAUAACAAAAUUCGAACAACAGAAACAGAACUACAAAAUGUGAAGAUGGAGAAAGAAACUCUAAUGACAGAGCUUUCUACAGUGAAAGAGAAAUUAUCAAAAGUUUCUGAUUCUUUGAAAAACUCCAGAAGUGAAUUUGAAAAGGAGAAUCAGAAAGGGAAAGCUGCUAUAUUAGAUUUGGAAAAAACUUGCAAAGAAUUAAAGCAUCAACUUCAAGUACAGACAGAAAGCACGCUUAAAGAACAGAAUGAACUAAAAAAAAUGCUAGAAAAAGAGAAGGAGACUUCUCAUCAAUUGAAGUCAGAACUCAAUUCAAUGCAGGGACAAAUCAUGCAAGCCCAUAAUACUUUAAAACAAAAGGAAAAAGAAGGGGAACAACUUCAAGGGACCAUAAAUGAAUUAAAGCAAUCAACUGAAAAGAAGAAAAAGCAAAUUGAAGCACUCCAAGGAGAAGUAAAAAUUGCUAUUUCACAGAAGACAGAGCUUGAGAAUAAACUACAGCAGCAGUCAACACAGGGAGCCCAGGAACUUGCAGCACAGAAGGAGAAAAUUGCAGUGCUUCAAGACACCUAUGAUAAAUCUCAGGAAAGUCUAAAACAGCUUCAAUCUGAUUUCUAUGGGAAGGAAUCUGAACUUCUAGCUACCAGGCAAGAUCUUAAGUCUGUAGAAGAGAAGCUUUCUCUAGCACAGGAGGACUUGAUUUCAAACAGAAACCAAAUUGGAAACCAAAAUAAAUUGAUUCAAGAACUGAAGACUGCCAAGGCUACUCUGGAACAGGAUUCUGCAAAGAAAGAACAACAGUUAAAGGAGCAGUUUAAAGCAUUACAAGAUAUUCAAAAAGAAAAGUCAUUGAAAGAAAAUGAACUAGUAAAUGAAAAAUCUAAAUUGGCAGAAAUAGAAGAAAUUAAAUGUAGACAAGAAAAAGAGAUCACUAAAUUAAGUGAAGAACUCAUGUCCUAUAAACAAGAAAGUGUAAAGGAGGUAACAAAUCUCAAGGAUGCUAAACAGCUUUUGAUUCAGCAGAAAUUAGAACUUCAAGGGAAAGUAGAUUCCUUGAAGUCAACUCUUGAACAGGAGAAGAAAAACCAGCAGAUGCUGAAAGAGCGGGUGAAAAAGGAAGAAGAUGAGCUGAAGAAAGAAUUUAUUGAGAAAGAAGCUAAACUGCAUUCUGAAAUAAAAGAAAAAGAAGUAGGAAUGAAGAAACAUGAAGAAAAUGAGACCAAACUUACCAUGCAGAUCACAGCAUUAAAUGAAAAUUUAGGCACUGUAAAGAAAGAGUGGCAAUCUAGUCAACGGAGAGUUAGUGAACUUGAGAAACAAACGGAUGACUUACGGGGUGAAAUUGCAGUAUUAGAAGCAACAGUUCAAAAUAAUCAGGAUGAAAGGAGAGCACUACUAGAAAGAUGUCUUAAAGGAGAAGGUGAAAUAGAAAAACUUCAGAUCAAAGUACUAGAGUUGCAAAGAAAGCUGGAUAAUACAACGGCAGCAGUGCAGGAGCUGGGCAGAGAGAAUCAGUCCCUUCAGAUUAAACAUACACAAGCCUUGAAUAGAAAGUGGGCUGAAGACAAUGAAGUACAAAACUGUAUGGCCUGUGGAAAAGGCUUUUCAGUAACAGUGAGACGGCAUCACUGCAGACAGUGUGGGAAUAUCUUCUGUGCUGAGUGUUCAGCCAAAAAUGCCUUAACUCCUUCUUCCAAGAAGCCUGUUCGUGUCUGUGAUGCAUGUUUCAAUGACCUGCAAGGAUAGUGGGUUAUCACAACUUCAGAGUAUUAUUACACUAACAUUAGAUUUUUUUAAUAAAUGUACUUAAUGGAGUCUUGGACUACUAUUUGAUUUGGACACUGGUUGCAAUACUAGACCAGAUUAGAAUUCGUAUAUUUUGGAAUGUUAUCAAUAUCAAGUAAAAUUCUAUUUUUGUGAGACUUGGGCUCAUAUUUCAUUACUUUUUUCCAUUUAGCCCCUGGAACAGCUUUCAUGAUUAAGUUUAGAAUCAGCCAAUGAAAUGUAAAUAAACUUUGGACAGAAAAUAGCAAUGUAUUUUUUUAAAUAUAAUUUCACUGUUCACAAAUGAUGAAUAUAAUUCCAUAGCUUACUUCUUUCUCCCAAAUUUAAUGUACAAAAAUGUACAUGGAUGAUACUGUCACAUGUUGCUGUUUUUUGUUGCACAGUAACAUAUUAAUUAGAUUAAAUAGUCUCUGUGAUAUGCACAAAACUGUAAUACUUUGACUACCAUUUUCUCUUAUAGAUAGGUCCAUGGCUCAGUUGCAUUGUUAUGUUUAUCAGUUUAUUACUUAAAAAUAUGUAUUAACCAUACAGUCAUACCUGGGUUUUGUUUUCAUAAUAUUGAUUAAAUUCUCUUGGGUGGAUUUUAUGAAAACUUCUCUAAAAUCAAUUUGUUUACUUUGUAUCUAUCCUGGGGUGAAAUUUUAAAGAUUAGCGUUAACUUUUCUUUUUCUUCUUGUCUUUUUUGGUCUCAUUUUAAAACUUCCACAUAUUGUCCAUUAAAAAUCCUACGAAGUUUCUAACCUGGGGACAGCAGGUGGCAUGGUGGCUAAGGCUUGGACUCACAUAUGACUGACCAUGGUUCAAAACCCACACCUAGUGGUUUGAAAAUCA
Messenger RNA from Tupaia belangeri chinensis (Chinese tree shrew), 5268 nucleotides. It is a transcript of the gene EEA1, whose product is annotated as early endosome antigen 1. The record is from RefSeq and is a predicted model, not a curated record. Lineage: Eukaryota; Metazoa; Chordata; Mammalia; Scandentia; Tupaiidae. Gene Ontology annotation, molecular function: metal ion binding; 1-phosphatidylinositol binding. The transcript has 30 exons. Gene Ontology annotation, biological process: endocytosis. Bases 52 to 4398 code for a protein of 1448 amino acids. Gene Ontology annotation, cellular component: early endosome.